GUCAAAUGCACUAAAACUUGAAGCAAUAUUAAAAUUAAAUAUGCUAUUGGUGUCCUUUGAAACACUGUAUCAGGUGUCGUCAAUCGUUUGGAUGCCGUCAUUGCUGCGUGUUGUGUCCGGCGGCUUAGGGCAGUGAAUUCAAUAGCUGUCCCCACGGCGCCCAAGGUCAGAGGUGGGCGGAAGGCGGCAAACAUGCUGCCCGGGCCACUCGCGCCCAUCGACGCCAACAAAACACGCGCCCUCACAACGAUCUACGCUCCGAGAAAACUUAAAUCACGGAAACAUAAAACCGCGCAAACUAGGAUGCUGGAAAGCGACAUCCCUGUCAAACCCAGUCUCUCACCCUUCCACCCUCUCCCAGCUAUCGGCCAGAAAGCGGAAAAGACUAAAGUAAUUGUCUUCGAUUUAGACAAACCGAUCUCAUUUCACGAAGUGAUGCAGCCAUUAACGCCUCUCAGGAUACAUAGCUUACGGAAGAAUACUUUUAAAAAUUUCAACACGAAACCACAUUUAAUCCGUGAAAAUACGUAUGAUGUGAUCAAUCCUAUUUACAUUAACGCGCCAACGAUCGAUAAGAAGGAUUGCUCGAGAAAAACAUUUUCGCAACCAACCAAGGAAGUAAAAAUUUCAGCGAAAACGAGAUUUAAAAAUGCCGCUUUGCAGGUUGCCAAGUUAUCGUCAAUGUCUAAAGGUAAACUUCUAUGCUUAAGGGAAAGUGAAACAUUCACCGUAUGCAAAAAUAAUGAUGACACUUGCAGACUGCAGAGGAUACCGAAGAGUCCGGCGCAAAAAAUAAAUAAACUUUCUGAAAUAUUUCAAAGUCUGGAGCUACAGGACCGACAACGAAAUAGAUUGCAGAAGGAAAACAGCUGGUUUUGAUUAGUGUAAGUGUUAAACUGAAUGAAAACUAAGUGAUAACAUGUGGUAAAAUUAUUUUUGUUCUUCGCAAGAGCGCUUGUAUGUUUUUUGCUCUACGCUAACCUGAAAGCGCGUAAUGUUUAAUUAAAGUGUAAA
Molecule: messenger RNA, 1014 nt
Organism: Pieris brassicae (large cabbage white)
Lineage: Eukaryota; Metazoa; Arthropoda; Insecta; Lepidoptera; Pieridae
Exons: 1
Coding region: 193-879 (228 amino acids)
Source: RefSeq, a predicted model, not a curated record